Messenger RNA from Parnassius apollo (apollo), 384 nucleotides. Lineage: Eukaryota; Metazoa; Arthropoda; Insecta; Lepidoptera; Papilionidae. The record is from the annotation of a GenBank genome assembly.
AUGGCUGAACUUAUACCAUCCAAUGCUUUAGUUGACUACUCUGAUUCUACACAUUGCUCGUCUACCGACCAAAACUCUGAAGUAGAAAAGGAUUUUAGUGGAUGUGACUCUGACCAGUAUUGGCAUAUUCCUAUCAGAAGAAAAAAGAAAAGGCUAGUAUUUACAAGUAUGGACGACUACACUUGCCAAUCCACGUCUGCUAUUCAAAUUCCUACGACGAUAAUUGAAAGUUCGGACUCAACCAAAGAAAGUUCUGAUAGCACAGAAGAGGAAGACUCAGGUAUCGUUGGUAAAAAGGGUAUGCGGAAGAAACGACCACUACCGAAAAAACUAAAAGAAGGGUCUGAGAGGUGGUCUAGAAAAAGGAAAAUCUGUCAAAGCUAA